This is a messenger RNA of Ailuropoda melanoleuca (giant panda), 8673 nucleotides long. RefSeq names its product aggrecan (gene ACAN). Gene Ontology annotation, molecular function: hyaluronic acid binding; calcium ion binding. Gene Ontology annotation, cellular component: synapse; perineuronal net. Gene Ontology annotation, biological process: cell adhesion; skeletal system development; central nervous system development. NCBI's taxonomy places the organism in Eukaryota, Metazoa, Chordata, Mammalia, Carnivora, Ursidae. The record is from RefSeq and is a predicted model, not a curated record.
CUGAGGACGCGCGCCGCGCCGCUCAAGGUCUCUCUCUCUCUCCGCGCGCUCACCGGCCGGCAUCUGACGCGGGUGCCAGGGGCUCCGGGCACCUUGCAGUGGCCCUUCCCUCGGCCAGCCGGGACUCCGCAACCCAGCCGCUGCCGCCGCGGCCGCCGCCUGAGGGGACCUGCGGACAGGACGCCGGCGGGAGGAGGGGUGCGCAGCGCGCGCGCAGAGCGUCUCCCCCGCUGCGCAGCGAGACCCGGGCCUCCCGGCCCCAGGAGCCCCCGGCCGCCUCCCCAGGUGUGUGGCACUGAAGUUCUCGCGGAAGGGAGUCCAACUCUUCAAGGUGAACUAUGACCACUUUACUCUUGGUGUUUGUGACUCUGAGGGUCAUCACAGCAGCCAGCUCACUAGAAGCUUCAGACCCUGACAACUCGCUGAGUGUCAGCAUCCCCGAACCGUCCCCUCUGCGGGUCCUCCUGGGGAGCUCCCUCACCAUCCCUUGCUACUUCAUCGACCCCACGCACCCUGUGACCACCGCCCCCUCCACCGCCCCCCUCGCCCCGAGAAUCAAGUGGAGCCGUAUUUCCAAGGAGAAGGAGGUGGUGCUAUUGGUAGCCACGGAAGGGCAGGUGCGGGUCAACAAUGCCUACCAAGACAAGGUCUCGCUGCCCAACUACCCGGCCAUCCCCAGUGAUGCCACCUUGGAAAUCCAGAACCUUCGCUCCAAUGACUCGGGGAUCUACCGCUGCGAGGUUAUGCAAGGCAUUGAGGACAGCGAGGCUACCAUAGAGGUCGUGGUAAAAGGCAUUGUGUUCCAUUACAGAGCCAUCUCCACACGCUACACGCUGGACUUUGACAGGGCACAGCGGGCCUGCCUACAGAACAGUGCCAUCAUCGCCACCCCUGAACAGCUGCAGGCCGCCUAUGAGGACGGCUUCCACCAGUGUGACGCCGGCUGGCUGGCCGACCAGACUGUCAGGUACCCCAUCCACACUCCGAGGGAAGGCUGCUAUGGGGACAAGGAUGAGUUUCCGGGCGUGAGGACCUACGGCAUCCGAGACACCAAUGAGACCUAUGAUGUCUACUGCUUCGCUGAGGAGAUGGAGGGUGAGGUCUUCUAUGCGACAUCUCCGGAGAAGUUCACCUUCCAGGAGGCAGCCAACGAGUGCCGGCGGCUGGGCGCGCGGCUGGCCACCACGGGCCAGCUCUACCUGGCCUGGCAGGGCGGCAUGGACAUGUGCAGUGCUGGCUGGCUGGCCGACCGCAGUGUGCGCUACCCCAUCUCCAAGGCCCGGCCCAACUGCGGGGGCAACCUCCUGGGCGUGCGGACCGUCUACCUGCAUGCCAACCAGACGGGCUACCCCGACCCCUCGUCCCGCUACGACGCCAUCUGCUACACAGGUGAAGACUUUGUGGACAUCCCAGAAAACUUCUUCGGGGUGGGCGGCGAGGAGGACAUCACCAUCCAGACAGUGACCUGGCCUGACAUGGAGCUGCCCCUGCCCCGAAACGUCACCGAGGGUGAAGCCCGAGGCAACGUGAUCCUCACUGUGAAACCCAUCUUUGGUGUCUCCCCCACUGUCCCGGAGCCCGAGGAGCCCUUCACGUUUGUCCCGGAGCCCGAGGAGCCCUUCACGUUUGCCCCCGAUAGAGGGGCCACUGCCUUCCCUGAGGCUGAGAACAGGACUGGAGAGACCGCCGGGCCCUGGGGUGUUCCCGCCACGCCCAGCCCAGCCUUCACCGCCUUCACCAGUGAGGACCAUGUCGUGCAGGUGACCGCAGUCCCAGGCGCAACCGAGGUUUCGGGGCGGCCACGAUUGCCAGGGGGGGUUGUGUUCCACUACCGCCCAGGCUCCGCCCGAUACUCACUGACCUUUGAGGAGGCUCAGCAGGCCUGUCUGCGCACUGGGGCCGUCAUCGCCUCUCCGGAGCAGCUCCAGGCCGCCUAUGAAGCAGGCUACGAGCAAUGUGAUGCUGGUUGGCUGCAGGACCAGACUGUCAGAUACCCCAUUGUGAGCCCACGGACCCCGUGUGUGGGUGACAAAGACAGCAGCCCAGGGGUCAGGACCUACGGUGUGCGGCCACCAUCAGAAACUUAUGAUGUCUACUGCUACGUGGAUAGGCUCGAGGGGGAGGUGUUCUUUGUCACACGCUUGGAGCAGUUCACCUUCCAGGAAGCCCUGGCAUUCUGUGAAUCUCACAACGCCACCCUGGCCUCCACGGGCCAGCUCUACGCCGCCUGGAGCCAAGGCCUAGACAAGUGUUAUGCCGGCUGGCUGUCGGACGGCAGCCUACGUUACCCCAUCGUCACCCCGAGGCCCUCCUGCGGCGGAGACAAGCCAGGCGUGAGAACUGUCUACCUCUACCCCAACCAGACGGGCCUCCCAGACCCGCUGUCCCGGCACCACGCCUUCUGUUUCCGAGGUGUCUCAGCAGCGCCCUCCCCAGGAGAAGAAGAGGGUGGCACACCCACGCCCUCUGUCGUGGAGGACUGGAUCGCUACCCAAGUGGGGCCUGGUGUGGCUGCUGUGCCCGUGGGGGAGGAGACGACCGCAAUCCCAGGCUUCACCAUUGAGCCAGCAAACCAGACGGAAUGGGAACCAGCCUACAGCCCAGCGGGCACUUCCCCACCACCAGGGAUCCCUCCAACAUGGCCUCCCACCAGCGCAGCAACAGAGGAGGGCACAGAAGGACCUUCUGGAACGGAAGUGCCCUCAGUCUCAGAGGAGCCAUUCCCCUCGGAAGAGCCAUCUCCCUCAGAGGAACCAUUCCUCUGGGAGGAACUGUCCACACUUUCACCCCCAGUGCCCAGUGGGACUGAGCUACCGGGCUCUGGGGAGCCAUCCGGGGUACCUGAAGUCAGUGGUGACUUCACAGGCAGCGGAGAAGUUUCAGGACGUCUGGACUCCAGUGGGCAACCCUCAGGGGAAAGUGCAAGUGGACUGCCCUCUGAAGAUCUUGACUCCAGUGGGCUCACCUCUGCUGUGGGCUCAGGCCUGCCUGUGGGAAGUGGACUGGCCUCAGGGGAUGAAGAUAAAAUUACAUGGUCCGGCAUUCCUGAAGUUGGAGGUGAGGGCCUAGAGACCUCUGCCUCUGGAGUAGAGGACCUCAGCAGGCUGCCUUCUGGAGAAGGUCCAGAAAUUCCUCCCUCUGGAGUAGAGGACCUCAGUGGAUUACCUUCUGGAGAAGGUCCAGAAGUCUCUGCCUCUGGAGUAGAGGACCUUAGUGGAUUACCUUCUGGAGAAGGCCUAGAAGUCUCUGCCUCUGGAGUAGAGGACCUCAGCAGGCUGCCUUCAGAAGGUCCAGAAGUCUCUGUCUCUGGAAUAGAGGACCUUAGUGGAUUACCUUCUGGAGAAGGCCUAGAAGUCUCUGCCUCUGGAGUAGAGGACCUCAGCAGGCUGCCUUCUGGAGAAGGUCCAGAAGUCUCUGCCUCUGGAGUAGAGGACCUCAGUGGAUUACCUUCUGGAGAAGGUCCAGAAGUCUCUGCCUCUGGAGUAGAGGACCUCAGCAGGCUGCCUUCUGGAGAAGGUCCAGAAGUUUCUGCCUCUGGAGUAGAGGACCUUAGUGGAUUACCUUCUGGAGAAGGCCCAGAAGUCUCUGCCUCUGGAGUAGAGGACCUCAGCAGGCUGCCUUCUGGAGAAGGUCCAGAAGUUUCUGCCUCUGGAGUAGAGGACCUUAGUGGAUUACCUUCUGGAGAAGGCCCAGAAGUCUCUGCCUCUGGAGUAGAGGACCUCAGCAGGCUGCCUUCUGGAGAAGGUCCAGAAGUUUCUGCCUCUGGAGUAGAGGACCUUAGUGGAUUACCUUCUGGAGAAGGCCCAGAAGUCUCUGCCUCUGGAGUAGAGGACCUCAGCAGGCUGCCUUCUGGAGAAGGUCCAGAAGUUUCUGCCUCUGGAGUAGAGGACCUUAGUGGAUUACCUUCUGGAGAAGGCCCAGAAGUCUCUGCCUCUGGAGUAGAGGACCUCAGCAGGCUGCCUUCUGGAGAAGGUCCAGAAGUUUCUGCCUCUGGAGUAGAGGACCUUAGUGGAUUACCUUCUGGAGAAGGCCCAGAAGUCUCUGCCUCUGGAGUAGAGGACCUCAGCAGGCUGCCUUCUGGAGAAGGUCCAGAAGUCUCUGCCUCUGGAGUAGAGGACCUUAGUGGAUUACCUUCUGGAGAAGGCCUAGAAGUCUCUGCCUCUGGAGUAGAGGACCUCAGCAGGCUGCCUUCUGGAGAAGGUCCAGAAGUCUCUGCCUCUGGAGUAGAGGACCUCAGCAGGCUGCCUUCUGGAGAAGGUCCAGAAGUUUCUGCCUCUGGAGUAGAGGACCUCAGUGGAUUACCUUCUGGAGAAGGUCCAGAAACCUCUACCUCUGGAGUAGAGGACCUCAGUGGAUUGCCUUCUGGAGUAGAGGGUCAUCCAGAGACUUCUGCUUCUGGAGUAGAGGACCUCGGUGAACUUCCUUCUGAAAAAGAAGGAAUAGAGACCUCUACCUCUGGUGUAGGGGACCUCAGCAGGUUACCUUCUGGAGAAGGUCCAGAAACCUUUGCCUCUGGAGUAGGGGACCUCAGUGGACUUCCUUCUGGGGAAGGUCCAGAAGUCUCUGCCUCUGGAGUAGAGGAACUCAGUGGACUUCCUUCUGGAAGAGAAGGAAUAGAGACCUCUACCUCUGGUGUAGGGGACCUCAGUAGGUUGCCUUCUGGAGAAGGUCCAGAAGUCUCUGUCUCUGGAGUAGAGGACCUCAGUGGGCUGCCUUCUGGAGAAGUUCCAGAACCCUCUGCCUCUGGAGUAGAGGACCUUAGUGGACUUCCUUCUGGAAGAGAAGGUCUAGAGACCUCUGCCUCCGGUGUAGGGGACCUCAGUGGGUUGCCUUCUGGAGAAGGCCCAGAAGGCUCUGCUUCUGGAAUAGGGGACCUCAGUAGACUUCCUUCUGGAAGAGAAGGUCUAGAGACCUCUGCUUCUGGAGUAGAGGACCUCAGUGGGUUGCCUUCUGGAGUAGAGGGUCAUCCAGAGACUUCUGCUUCUGGAGUAGAGGACCUCGGUGAACUUCCUUCUGGAGGGGAAGGUCUAGAGACCUCUGUCUCUGGAGCUGAGGAUCUCAGUGGGUCGCCCUCUGGGAAAGAGGACUUGAUUGGGUCAGCUUCUGGAUCCUUGGACUUUGGCAGAAUACCUUCUGGAACUCUGGGAAGUGGGCAAGCUCCAGAAGCAAGUGGCCUUCCCUCUGGAUUUAGUGGUGAGUAUUCAGGGGUGGACCUUGGAAGUGGCCCAUCCUCUGGCCUACCUGAUUUUAGUGGACUUCCUUCUGGAUUCCCAACUGUCUCCCUAGUGGAUACUACAUUGGUGGAAGUGGUCACAACCACCAGGGCAAGUGAACUGGAAGGGAGGGGAACUGUUGGCAUCAGUGGUGCUGGAGAAACAUCUGGGCUGCCCUUCAGUGAGCUGGACAUUAGUGGGGCAGUUAGUGGACUCCCUUCAGGAGCUGAACUCAGUGGCCAAGCAUCUGGGUCUCCUGACAUCAGUGGGGAAACAUCUGGAUUCUUUGGUGUCCAUGGACAGCCAUCGGGGUUUCCUGACAUCAGUGGGGGAGCAUCUGGGCUUUUUGAGGUCAGUGGGCAGCCAUCAGGGUUUUCUGGGGAAACAUCUGGAGUGACCGAGCUUAGUGGACUGCCCUCUGGACAACCAGAUGUCAGUGGAGAAGCCUCUGGAGUUGUUUCUGGCGGUGGUCAACCAUUUGGCAUAACCGACCUGAGUGGGGAAACAUCUGGGGUCCCUGAUAUCAGUGGGCAGCCAUCAGGAUUGCCAGAGAUCAGCGGGACAACUUCUGGAGUCCCUGACCUGGUUUCCAGUACCAUGAGCGGCAGUGGUGACUCUUCUGGCAUUACGUUUGUGGACACCAGUUUGAUGGAAGUGACCCCAACUACGUUUAAAGAAGAAGAAGGGUUAGGGUCUGUGGAAGUCAGUGGACUCCCUUCAGGGGAGGCAGAUCUUUCGGGCGCAUCUGGGAUCAUGGAUGUCAGUGGACAGUCUUCUGGAGGAAUCGACUCCAGCGGGUUGACAUCCCACCCUCCAGAAUUCAGUGGCCUGCCAAGUGGAGUAGCUGAAGUCAGUGGAGAAUCUUCUGGAGCAGAGACUGGGAGCAGCUUGCCUUCAGGAGCCUAUGAUGGCAGUGGACUCCCAUCCGGUCUCCCCACUGUGUCUCUUGUGGACAGAACUUUGGUGGAAUCUGUCACCCAGUCUCCAACAGCCCAAGAAGCAGGAGAAGGGCCUUCGGGCAUUUUGGAACUCAGCGGUGCCCAUUCUGGAGCACCAGAUGUGUCUGGAGACCAUUCGGGAGUGUUGGACCUAAGUGGGCAGCAGUCCGGGCUGGUGGAGCCCAGUGGAGAGCCGUCAAGUACUCCAUAUUUUAGUGGGGACUUUUCUGGCACCAUGGAUGUAAGUGGAGAAUCCUCUGCAGCCACGAGCACCAGCGGGGAGGCCUCAGGACUUCCAGAAGUUACUUUAAUCACUUCUGAGUUCGUGGAGGCUGUCACUGCACCAACUGUUUCCCAGGAACUCGCCCAAAGACCCCCUGUGACACACACCCCCCAGCUGUUGGAGUCCAGCGGAGAAGCCUCCGCGUCUGGGGAAAUUAGUGGGGCUACACCAGGGUUCCCCGGGUCUGGGCUAGAAGCGUCAUCCAUCCCGGAAUCCAGCAGCAAGACGUCCGACUUUCCUGAGGCUGGGGUGGGGGCAUCUGUCGCCCCUGAGGCCAGCGGACAAGCUUCUGGGGCCCCUGAUGUGGGUGAAGCCACCUCUGCCUUCCCUGAAGCUGAUGUGGAGGGAGCCUCAGGCCUGGGAGUGAACGGCGGCACCUCAGCCUUUCCUGAAGGCCCCAGGGAGGGCUCGGCCAGCCCGGAAGUUCGGGAGGAGCCAACCACCAGCGCCUAUGCUGUGGGCACAGAGGCGUCAGGCUGGCCUUCAGCCACUCCGGUGGCAUCUGGAGACAGGACUGAAGUCAGCGGAGACCUGUCUGGUCACACGUCAGGGCUGGAUGUUGUCAUUAGCACUAGCGUCCCGGAGUCCGAGGGGGUCCCGCAAAGCCAGCGCCCUGCAGAGGCACCUCUAGAAAUCGAGUCCUCAAGCCCCUUGCACUCAGGAGAAGAGACCCAAACAGCCGAAACAGCCGAAACAGCGACAUCCCCCACAGAUGUCUCCGUCCCUGCGUCUCCAGCCAGGACCGAUGAAUCUGCACCAACAGUCCCAGACAUUGAUGAGUGCCUCUCAAGUCCUUGUCUGAAUGGAGCCACCUGCGUGGACGCCAUCGACUCUUUCACAUGCUUAUGCCUUCCCAGCUACCGAGGGGACCUGUGUGAGAUUGACCAGGAGCUGUGUGAGGAGGGCUGGACCAAGUUCCAGGGCCACUGCUACCGUUACUUCCCCGACCGCGAGAGCUGGGUGGAUGCCGAGAGCAGGUGCCGGGCACAGCAGGCCCACCUGAGCAGCAUCGUCACGCCUGAGGAGCAGGAGUUCGUCAACAACAACGCCCAAGACUACCAGUGGAUAGGCCUGAAUGACAGGACCAUCGAAGGGGACUUCCGCUGGUCAGAUGGACACUCCUUGCAAUUUGAGAACUGGCGCCCCAACCAGCCUGACAACUUCUUCGUGAGUGGAGAGGACUGCGUGGUGAUGAUCUGGCAUGAGAAGGGAGAGUGGAACGACGUGCCCUGCAAUUACUACCUGCCCUUCACGUGUAAAAAGGGCACAGUGGCUUGCGGAGACCCCCCCGUGGUAGAACACGCCAGGACCUUUGGGCAGAAGAAGGACCGGUACGAGAUCAACUCGCUGGUGCGGUACCAGUGCACAGAAGGCUUUGUCCAGCGCCACGUGCCCACCAUCCGGUGCCAGCCCAGUGGGCACUGGGAGGAGCCUCGGAUCACCUGCACAGACCCCUCCACGUACAAGCGCAGACUGCAGAAGCGGAGCCCGCGGGCGCCCCGGAGGAGCCGGCCCAGCACAGCCCACUGAGAGAUGCUUCCAGGACGCGCCCAGGACGCUGAGCCCAGGAGCCUCGCCAGGCUGACAGCCCACAUGGAUGGUGUCCUCUUCUUGUCUCUUUCUGUCAUAUAAGGAAUUCCAUUAAAGAAGGAAAAAAACAAAUCCCACAUUGUGUAUGCACCUGCCCCCCCAACCCCCCCCAAUCACCAAAACUGCAUCUGAUUUCCCCCCCAAUGCCAAAGCAAAGCAAACGUAUUGUAACCCGUGGACUGAGUUUAGAGACAUUUCUUCAAUCUCCCGUUGUGCCUUUUCCAGGGACCAGGGCAGGGACAGGGGGAGAAGGGGAGGGGUUAAGUUAAAUAAAGAAGAUUAUUUUUUGUUUCCUGACUUUAUCCAAGAGCAGUGCAAUCCUUGGUUUUUUCACCUCCAGGGAGAGCUAGGGAGGAGGGAGGAAGGGGCGCGAAGAGCUGGGACCUGCCGCAACUGAAUGUAUUGGACGAGAGGCCGAGGGCUGCACCGUCUGUGUGGGGGGAGAAGCCUCGGGGAGGGGGGGGCUCCACCGAGGGUGAGGGGACAGGAGAGAGCCGUGGAGGGAUCUUCCGCUGCAUGGGGGGUCAGGUUCCCUCCCAGGGUCCCUCUUUCAGCAUCCGCUCACCCAGGUCUGCCACCCUAGCAGGUGUUGAUCCCGGCAGGGCUGGGGGGGGGCACUUCCUGCCCAGCAGGAGUGCCGCCCCACCCC